CACACAUGGUGGUAGAAAGGGCUGUAGAGGGCGGUGACACCAGAGACAGCUGGGUUUCUUCGGACAAGUCAGAAACUUGGGAGCACUUGUGCACCCCGAGUUUCCAGGAUGAGGCCAGCGCUUGCCUUGUGCCUCCUCUGUCCAGCGUUCUGGCCCAGGCCAGGGAGUGGCGAGCACCCCACCGCAGAUCGCGCUGCCUGUUCGGCCUCGGGGGCUUGUUACAGCCUGCACCACGCUACCAUCAAGCGGCGGGCAGCCGAGGAGGCCUGCAGCCUGCGCGGUGGAACUCUCAGCACCGUGCACUCAGGCUCUGAGCUACAUGCGGUGCUCGCGCUCCUGCGUGCAGGUCCAGGGCCUGGCGGAGGCUCCAAGGACCUUCUGUUCUGGGUGGCUCUGGAGCGUGGACGUUCCCACUGUACCCUCGAGAGAGAGCCUUUGAGGGGUUUCUCCUGGCUCUCCCCGGAAGGAGGAGGCUCGGAGGACAACACACUGCCUUGGGUGGAGGAGCCACAACUUUCUUGCACUGUGCGAAAGUGCGCGGGGCUCCAGGUCACUGGGGAAGUGGAGCCUGCAGGCUGGAAGGAGAUGCGCUGUCACCUGCGCGCUAAUGGCUACCUGUGCAAGUAUCAGUUUGAAGCCCUGUGCCCCGCUCCGCGCCCAGGAUCUGCCUCUAACUUAAGUUUCCGAGCUCCCUUCCGGCUAAGCAGCUCCGCGCUGGACUUCAGCCCUCCUGGGACAGAGGUGAGUGUGAUAUGUCCUGGCGGGGACCUCUCUGUCUAUGCCACCUGCAUCCAGGAAGAUACAAGUGCUCGCUGGGAUGGGCUUUUCCCUGGGGCCCUGCUCUGCCCCUGCUCUGGGAGGUACCUUCGUGCUGGCAAGUGCGUGGAACUCCCUGACUGCCUAGACCACUUGGGAGGCUUCGCCUGCGAAUGUGUCCCUGGCUUUGAGCUGGGGAAGGACAGACGCUCUUGUAAAGCCCAAGGGGAAGGACAGCCAACCCUUGCAGGGACCAAGCUACCCCCUAGGCACGUAUCAGCCACUCCAGCCAGCCCAGCGACAAACAGAACAUGGCUAGGCAGGGCCCAUGAGAAGUUAGGAGAGAUGCCCCAGGUCACUGGACAAGACAGUUUUGCAACUUCUAUUCCGGAGAUUCUUCAGUGGGGAAUGCAGAGUACUUUACCUACUGCUCAAAGGUCGCCACAACCCAAGCCAAAAGUCACUGCAAGGCCAUCAGGAAGCUUGAUCCCCACAUUGAACUAUACAUCUUCCCCUUCUGCUUCACCGAAUUUCGACUCCUCCUCCACCGUGGUCUUCAUACUUGUGAGCAUAGCAGUAAUAGUGUUGGUGAUCUUGACCAUGACAGUGCUGGGACUUUUCAAACUCUGCUUCCACAAGAGUCCUUCCUCCAGAAAAAGGAACAGUGCUUUGGACUCACGAGGUGUGGAGAGUAAUGCUGAGGUCACUGCUUUGAGCCCCAAUUCUGCACAUUGCACUGACAAUGGGGUGAAGGUUGGGGACUGUGGUCUGCGGGGCCGAGCUGAGGGUGCCUCACUGGCUGGGUCCUCUCUUGGCUCAGGGGACACCUAGGGAAACAACCCAAUGGGCAUGUCUUGUGCAGACUUUCAAAUCCAAAAAAACAGGGAAAAGAGAGAUAUCCCUGCCGUGAUGGUUCCUAUAGAAGUUCCCCUUCCCAUCAGUUCUCUUUACUCCACCAGGGAGCUCAAUCUGAAGAGCACAUCUAUUCCCUGAAAGUGGAAGAGGUGACUCUGGGACCAAGGCUGGACCUGGAAGACAGGGUGGAUAAUGGAAGGAGGCAUUUUCCUGUUUUCUGGGAAUUUGAAGAAGUUCUUGAAUAUUUCCAAUAUUGGAAGCAAGUAAAUAAUAUAAUUUUGGGGACAUUUGUUUUCAUCAAAAUGGGAAGGAAAUGUCUAUUUUAUUUUGGCUAGGAAUGCAUAGACUAGAAAUUUUGAGGCAAGUAAUAAAACGUUGUGGAGAACCUAGAUUGAAAUGUUUUUGACUUUUGCAAAUGGGGUUUAUUUAGGAAUACAACAUGCUGAAGAUAGCAACCGGCUACAGGGUAUUAUGGGAAAAGGACGAGUACAUUCUGUGCUUUGAGAGGAAAGUCCUUCUACCUUAGCUCUUUCAGAACAAAUGAACUUUUCCUUUAUUCUUUUAUCCUUUGCUUUCAAAGUCACCACGGCAGUGUGCUCUACUAUAAAUCCCAAGUGCAAUGUUGCCAGUUUCUGACUCUAGAAGCAAAUUACAGUUGACCACCAAUCCAAGUGUUUACUGUGUGUCCUUGCCCAAGGAAACAAAUGAUUUUUGUCUUCCUUUCCAAUGUUUGUGCUCGCAGUGUAAUGACCUUUCUUUCCAAACCACCUUGCAGACAUCAGGAUGCUGAUUCCCACUUCCAAUUACGAUGAUGUUAAUUCUCAAUUAAAACGUUAAUGUGAAGUAUUGAUCUGAAACCUUCUGGGUGCACUAAAGUAAAAGAAGCUUGGCUUUUUCCAAAGUUGUUAGAUUCUUGUGAUCUAUUUAAUCCAUAGAAGGAAAAAAAAAAACCCCUGAAUGUCAAGCUAUUUCUGUUUCUUCUCAAUAGAGUGUGUAUACAAUGACAAUGUGUAUGCAUCAGGGGAUUGUUAAAAUUGAACAAGGGACAAAACUUUGGGCAACAGUUUUCUAUAGAAUUAAUGAAAAAUUAAAACUAUAAACUUGUUAUGACUUCAGGUAUUAACAAGUAAUAAAAAUCACACAUUUAGGUGGUAAAUAAUUAAGGCAUAAUAAAAAUAAUUUUGGUGGAAUCCAAAAGUCUUGGGAAACAGUUCUGUUAGAUUAAUGUGGUAAGACUCUUCUUAAGUGUUGUAAAGGUUGAUGUGUGAAGAGAUAUAGAGAAGUAAGCUUACCCAUGGGAGGAAAUUAAAGUAGGAUAAAACUUGGGAUAUAUUUUUGUAGAAUCACUUUUUAUACUCUUAAUUGUAAUGUGCAUAUUAUGGAAGGUUAAUUUAAUGUUAGUAAAUAGCCAUUUAUAAAAUAAUCCAGAAAAUUAAGAGUUCAAUAUAUGAAUCUAUGUUAUAAAUGUGUUUAAUAUUGAAGGAAUAAAUUGAUGGAUUGCUUCAUA
Phodopus roborovskii (desert hamster) is the source of this 3118-nucleotide messenger RNA. It is a transcript of the gene Clec14a, whose product is annotated as C-type lectin domain containing 14A. Gene Ontology annotation, cellular component: external side of plasma membrane; extracellular matrix. Gene Ontology annotation, biological process: cell migration. The record is from RefSeq and is a predicted model, not a curated record. Bases 109 to 1587 code for a protein of 492 amino acids. Gene Ontology annotation, molecular function: extracellular matrix binding; extracellular matrix protein binding. The transcript has a single exon. NCBI's taxonomy places the organism in Eukaryota, Metazoa, Chordata, Mammalia, Rodentia, Cricetidae.